This is a messenger RNA of Linnemannia hyalina, 2244 nucleotides long. NCBI's taxonomy places the organism in Eukaryota, Fungi, Mortierellomycota, Mortierellomycetes, Mortierellales, Mortierellaceae. The record is from the annotation of a GenBank genome assembly.
AUGCUGAUUCCCUCUCAUUCUUCGCAAUCAACCUUCUCCAUCCACAAACGCGACCAUGACUUGGUCUCAGCCACACUCCGCUCUUCGUUGACGCACAAGCCUGCUUGGACUCUUGAGAGCUUUAUUCCCCAGCAUGAACAACAACAACAACAACAACAACAACAACAGCAACAAACACCACUCCACAGGAACGACGGUCUCGGUAUCAACAACACUACCAGCUACUACGGCAACUACUACUACAACGUCUAUCCCCACUACUACAACAGCUACUCCUACAACGAGUACCCCCGCUACUACUUUUACCCUACUGCCUCAACACAGACGACACCCCCUGCUUCAACCACCAGACAGACGACAACUCCUGACACCACCACCACCGACACCACAGAACCAACGACUCCCCGCUCUUUCGCCGCGUCACUCAAGUCGAGCCCGUCCUACUACCGCCUCUUCCCUGAAGAGCAGCAGCAGGUGUGGGGUCAAGCCUGCGAGUACCAGACGGCGCUUAGUUACAACCGUCCUCACUCCUACCACGCUACCAAGAACUUUCCCAAGUACAACUCCUUUCCGUCGUCGAAUACGUCUAGUGUUGUCAACCAGGCACCCUUUACUCAGGAGCAACAACAACCCCGAGUUUAUGAGAUACAGAGCAACAACAACCACUGGUGCACAAUCGUAGAGACCAAGACACCUCACUCGUCUCCAAGCACAUACGAUUUUCUCGGUUCCGUCUACGACUACGAGAGUGCUCACUCUCAGAAGGCACAUGCAUUGCGAGGUCAGGACAGCGGGAACCAGACGGCACUCGGCCAGAGUCGCCAUCUGGACACCACGGAUCGUGCCAGGAAGCAGGCCAACCCAGAGUCACAAGAUUCCCACUGGAUUCCCGAGAAUUCAAUCCUUGAACCACAACAGCAUCAGCCGCAUGGACAUGGAACAGUGUACACAACGACCCUUGGAUACAACUACUAUGCAACCCCAGAAACGACGCCGCCUCGCUCAUCUAUGGGGACACACAAGUCCCACAGCUCGGCAUACCAGAGUACAGCUUACUCUCAGCAGACACACGCGUCACAAGGCCACGAGAGCGGGUACAAGACGGCAUUCAGCUACGACCUUGAUCAUCACGCUGCCUUGAACCAGAGAGGAUACCAUGCCUAUCCAGAGUCGCAUGAGCCUCAAUGGACCUACGCCGGCCACUUCCCUCAGCAGCAGCAGCAGCGGCAGGAACAACAGCAGAGAUCACUACUCUACAGCAACGACGGAGCCAGUGCCGAGCACAACCCCACCUCUUCCUUCAAUAACAGUCAGUAUCAGAGCUACUACCACGUCAAUGAAACAAGCAUGCCACAUUCAUUGGCAGAGACACGCGAGUCUAGCUCGAUCCAGUCGAGGCGCUCCCUUGAGCAGCAACAGCAGCAUCCACCCUACGGCAACAGCACUGAGCUCGACUCAACCCUCAACAGCUACCACUACCGCUCAUCCUUGAACCCUGCCGAGUACCGCUCUCUUAUCAUAGCGCACGGUACCGGCAUUACUCACCAAGGCAGCUUCUCCGAGCAGCAGCAGCAGCAGCAACAGCAGCAGCAACAACAACAGCAGCAGCAACAACAGCAGCAACAGCUGGAUCGCGGACGCGAGCAUGUCAUGGCGUCCGGCAACAAUCAUAGAAACAGCACAACCAUGAGCAGUAUGGAGGAUCGUCUUUUCCCAUUGAUGCGCAAUUCUACUUCGGUACAACAAGGUUAUUUACCUCAGCCGCAGAGGCAACAAACUCAGGGACAUGAGAAUGACAGCCGCGUUGUCGACAAUAGCAGCAACCACCACCACUUCGCCAUGAACCCCACUAUGCUGAAGCCUGUGCCAGGACCGCCACUCCCACUCCCACCACCACCACCACCAGCGGCAACGUCAACCCACAGCUCAGGCAGCAGCGGUCUCCUUUUGACCAAGGCAUUCAGUCCUUCCUAUUUCGACCCCGAUGACUGGGUGGAGCGAUUGCUGGAGGAGGAAGAGGAGUCCUUCGAAACCGUGGGUUAUCCGGAAAGUUUCACCGACUUUGUCGCAUAUGAGCGAUACAGGACUCAGAUGGAGAGGUCCAAGUAUGAACGGGAGCAGAAAAUUGAGGCGAGGGCCCGAGCCAUUGCAAAGGCGAAGGCAGACGGACAAGCCAAGUAUCAGGCCAAGGCCCAGAACAAGAUGAAGAGUGCGAUUUCGGAGGUUCUCUUCAGUCGUUUGUGA